GACAGCAUCGUCACGGCGGCGCGAGGGAGCGCGCGCCCCGCCUGCCUGCGGGAGGAGCCCGCAUCCGCACAGCCUGCGCUGCCCUGUCCUAUGCGAGGCGAGCUCAGAAGCAGCUCUGAGCAGAGUUGUGUUCAUCCUCAGGUGCUUCCUAGUUGAUCAUCGGACCCCUCGAGCAACAUGCCGGAACAGAGCAAUGAUUACCGGGUGGCAGUGUUCGGAGCAGGUGGUGUGGGCAAGAGCUCGCUGGUCUUGCGGUUUGUGAAAGGCACCUUCCGGGAGAGCUACAUCCCCACCGUGGAAGACACCUACCGGCAGGUCAUCAGCUGUGAUAAGAGCAUCUGCACCCUGCAGAUCACGGACACCACGGGCAGCCACCAGUUCCCGGCCAUGCAGCGGCUGUCCAUCUCCAAAGGGCACGCCUUCAUCCUCGUCUACUCCAUCACCAGCCGGCAGUCCUUGGAGGAGCUCAAACCCAUCUAUGAGCAAAUCUGCGAGAUCAAAGGGGACGUGGAGAGCAUCCCCAUCAUGCUGGUGGGGAACAAGUGUGACGAGAGCCCGAACCGAGAGGUGGAGAGCAGCGAGGCGGAGGCGCUGGCGCGCAAGUGGAAGUGCGCCUUCAUGGAAACCUCGGCCAAGCUCAACCACAACGUGAAGGAGCUCUUCCAGGAGCUGCUCAACCUGGAGAAGCGCAGGACCGUGAGCCUCCAGAUCGAUGGGAAAAAGAGCAAGCAGCAGAAAAGGAAAGAGAAGCUCAAGGGCAAGUGCGUGAUCAUGUGAACGCCCUCCGGUGGGAGCGGCGAUUGUGUGUCCCCCUCGCUUCCCCGCCCCCCUCCCGCGUGAAACCCACAGUCGUCAGGGUAGCAUGUCAGAUGCCCACGUGUUAAAUAUUGCCUUUUGACCGAGACGUGCGCUAUUGUCCUAAGAGGGCACUUCACACCACCACCGAUAAUCACCCCCUCUCCAGAAUCAGGGAGUCUGCCAGAUGCUUACACGGAAAACCAACAUGCCCGGCAUCGCAGGGACCCGAGAGGGGUGCCAGUCAUUUCUGGAGGCGUUGUUUGCCAUCAGGAGGUGGUCGGGCUCCUGCCCGCGGAAGCAGCGCGUCUGAGAGGAGGACGUACCAUCUGCAUGCAUGUGAGAGUGUGUGAACCUAGAGCUGCAGGCACCACCCCCAGACCAGACAUUCCCUCUGCUCAGAAGCCAGUGACGUCCCUGGGGGAGGGGCGGGGUGGGAGGAGGUGGGAAGAGCAGGCUGGGGUAGUUCCCUUCCAUGGUUUUUUCCCCCCCGGAUUAAAAAUAAAUAACUCGGCCCCUCUUCCCCCAGAGGAUGUUUGUUCCCUGUCAAAUCCCAGCUGACCUGUGAGCCUUGCCACUCUGAGGGGAUGGUCUCACCUCACUAAGCCUAGUUGGCAGGGAGCGUUUUAACCUUUCAAAGUCUUUCUUUUCGCACGCAAUGACGACUCCCUUAAGAGUGUGUGCUGCUCUGUCAGACAUUCUUCGAGUUCUGUUUGAAAUGUUUGAGAGAGGAUAUUGGGACAACACUAAAACAUCGCAAUAACGCGCCUGUGUGUUAUACUCUGAGCGUUUCAGAAAUGUGAAGUUUCCUUCCUUUGAUCCAUGAGGGGUCUGACUCUUCCAGCCCUCAGAUUUUAAAUAAAAGUAAUUAAAGUA
Molecule: messenger RNA, 1671 nt
Organism: Phacochoerus africanus (Common warthog)
Lineage: Eukaryota; Metazoa; Chordata; Mammalia; Artiodactyla; Suidae
Gene: DIRAS2
Product: DIRAS family GTPase 2
Exons: 2
Coding region: 178-777 (199 amino acids)
Biological process (GO): signal transduction
Cellular component (GO): plasma membrane
Molecular function (GO): GTP binding; GDP binding; GTPase activity
Source: RefSeq, a predicted model, not a curated record